AUGGGCGACAGCGAACCAAAGCCAACGGCAACGUUGACGUGGAGUAACUCGAAUGUUGUGCGUCUCAAGCUCUGGAAGGCAAAUGGCGUCGUUGAUUGGAAUAAGGAAUGUGAAAUCACCGCCGACAAACGUCACAUACGUGACGGCAUGAGGGUUUACGACGCGGACGGCGAUGCGAUCGACGAUGCGAGAUUCAACGGCAUUCGUCAGGGUUAUUCCAUUCAAUACUGUUUCAAGGUCCCUGUUCUGACACCUCCAUCUCCGCCGCCCACUAAAGGGAACCUAAAGAUCACAAUCCUUUCGGAUCACGGAACCGUGACAUCGACACACCUGCUCGUCGAGAAGACUAUCCCUAGAACGCUUGAGGAAUUCUGGGCUAUAAUUCCCGGUGCGAAGGGCGUGGAUGAGACCGCCCUCGAGCAUGGCAGAGCUUCAGUACUGAAAAAGACCGAAAAAUGGGAGAAAUUGACUGCAGGUAUAUUAGAUGAGUCUUGCCUGAAAAAAGACGAUGGUAUCUACCAAUACCAGGUCCAGCGCUUCCGCACCCCGGAUAACUCACCAACCCAACCCCAAUGGAUGAACCCAAGUAUUCUUUCUAAGAGCAAUUCAUCCCUUGAGAAGAGGAUCCAGUGGCUUUUCUCGGACAACCCCUUUCAGGGAGAUGCAAUCCCAGAUGUGCAUGUUGACACCACAAUGCUGAACAUCCGUGAUUGGCUCAACAACGAGACGGAGAAGUACGCCGACGCACAUGCUAUCGGAACGCUUUUUGCGAUGCCGGGAUCGGGGAAAACAAAGUCUGUACUGGAGGCAGCGAAACGAGCAAACACCAAGCAUAAGAGAAUCCGCAUUUGCGAUGUCGAAUACGACGAAUUGAAACGCUGUGACAAGUUUGUGAACAGUCGAGUCAAGAAGAUCCAAAACGAUAUCAGCACCAGUAAUACCGACGACAGCAACAAAACCAUCAGCAUUCACUUCGACGAGGUGCAAACUCUGCUCGAUGAGGAAGAUGGAGAAAAGGUCCUCAAGAAACUUGCAAGUGUAUGUGCUGCCUUGGGCAAUCAGAACAAGCGGCUAAAGUUUUUCUUUACAGGAACCAAUAUCAAUGCCUCGAAGCCUAUUGACCUUGGAAGUGAACUCAAGGCCGUCCCCUUCUAUUUGGAUGGUUCCUUCCCAAAGGACUUUGUACGUUCUCUCUACAAAGAUCAUAUCGAAGAGAUAGUGAAUGAAGAAAUGGAAGGAUUUCUGGAACGCUGCCAUCAUAACCGCCGAUUCACUGCCUUUUUCUUGAAGAACCUGUGGGACGAGAAACACAAUCGCAACGAUCAAAAGAAGAGUGUGUCGGAUCAUUACGAAGCCGCACUAGAAUCUGCCCAGCAACCUAUCGCGUCGCGGAUGGCCAAUCAUGCAUGUCCUGCAGCUUGUCGUAUCUUUCGGAUCCUUCUUCAGGCUAUUAACGACGAGAAGCGUCCUUUGUCUGCGACAGGAGGCCAAGGGACAUCAAGCGUCAUUGCAAUUACCGUUGAUACUAGUACGUUUGCAUCCGAUCUGCAUUAUGUGCUUGGUGGCGGUCUAAAUGUGCACAAUCAGUUGGUGACGCGCAAUGACAAAACUACAGUCCAUGUGAUUCUUCCUGAGGGUUGUGUCUUUGAGAUUCUCAUGCAGAUCAUGGGCCGGGCAGUUCAGCCCUCAACCUACAACAACAUGUUGAGUUUCCUUCGAACCUCACGAGUGAAGGAGUUUAACUUUGGCUGGUUUAUGGAAGCCCUGGUUGUGCAUGAUCUCAAAUGCGUUUCUUCCGAGUUUGAAGAUUGGCUACGAUGCGGCCGCCGCCACGCAAAGAUUAUGGAGGCAGAAGUUGUUAACGAGCCCAAGCUUUGGGAAUGUAAUCCUAAGGCAAGCUCAGACAAAGUCAUUUGGUGGGUUCGGGAUGAAAUGAACUCUCAUCAGGAUCGCUGGAUCGACAUUGGUUAUCGGCAAGAUAACGGCGAAGUAGUGAUUGUCGAAUGCAAGAGCGGUGUAACAGAAGUACCCGCAGCACGAACGAAAUUCUUUGAAAAGGCAAUCGAUUUGGCCACGAAGCAUUCAGGCAUUCAAUGGAUUGCCGUUUAUUUAUGUUCUUCGGAACCCGGGGAUGAUGAAAAGCCUGAGAACACGACAAAAAACCUCCAGAUGAUGAUGAAGAUUCUAGUCCUGCCGAAACAUUCCGAGAUGGCCAAGACUCUACGUGCUGCCAAGGGAAAGGGUCUAGAACAGCAGGAGAGCCUGGUUGACCGUUUAGAGUCCGGGGGCAUCCAGACUGACCGCGUUCGCAUGUAUGCCGGCGGAUCUCAUAGUUUGGUUUCCACCCCGACCUGCGGAGCCAAACGACGGCGGACGGAUCCCUUUUGUACCUAG
This is a messenger RNA of Seminavis robusta, 2394 nucleotides long. The record is from the annotation of a GenBank genome assembly. Lineage: Eukaryota; Bacillariophyta; Bacillariophyceae; Naviculales; Naviculaceae.